Anopheles darlingi is the source of this 2524-nucleotide messenger RNA. RefSeq lists its product as uncharacterized. The record is from RefSeq and is a predicted model, not a curated record. Bases 196 to 894 code for a protein of 232 amino acids. The transcript has 2 exons. NCBI's taxonomy places the organism in Eukaryota, Metazoa, Arthropoda, Insecta, Diptera, Culicidae.
AUCGGUAGCCACCUGGCAGCGCCAGUAGCAGCAGCGCGUGUGCUCAAAAGUGUCUCAUUCGUUCGAACGAUCAUCCAGUGGAUUCGUGGAUUACAGUACAGAGCAAUAAUGGUUUCGAGGGAAGCUUCUGUAAUAUAACGGAUUCCCAGUGCCAACGUGUAACGUGUAACGAGCCACAGCAGCAACACGAGCCCCAUGGACGGAGAUACUAAGCACCUCAUCUACCGUAUCGCGCUACCGGAAGAAUGCAGCCGGAUCCGAGAAGCACUCGAAACGUUCUUCUAUCCCGAAGCGCUGCUCAACGUUUCGUACACCGAUCAGCAAACGGCAGCUCCAACCGAGGAGGAGGUACAGCACACGCUCUCACUCGUACAGCAGGGCAUGGCCGCGAUUGCAAUCGACACGAACGAUCACAAUCAGCAGAUCGUUGGAGUAUCGAUAGCGCGUUGCGUAAAGCCGGACACUUGCGAUGAUCUCCUGCAAGAGGCAGCCUCACUGCUAGGGCACAGUAAACGAGUGGAACAGCUGAAACUACAGGCUCAUCUCGAGCGGUUAGCGAACGUUUGUGGUCGGUUUCGGGUGCGCCGAUCGUACCACGUGUUUGUGCUUGCGGUCGAACCAACCCGGCGACGGAACGCGAUCGGACAGAAGCUGCUCGAGUUUCAGCUGGCACGGGCGAAAACGCUCGGUUAUCAGGUGGUGAGUGCAGAUUUUACCGGUGAACAGGUGGCCCGAAUCGGGGCCCGGCUUGGCAUGCGAUGCGUUAGUGCGUUACCGUUGGAUCAAUACUGGAACUCGGCCGGUGAACGGUUGUUUGUGGCACCCGAAGGGAUGCCGGGUGACCGUACCGUUUGCACGUACGCACGAUAUGUUUCGGGCGUUGGUGAUAAAUGAGGAAGGGAAAUAAAUUCGUUCGUUGGUAGAAACGUUGAUUUCGUGAAUUUCCGGUGUUAUUGCAAUGAAGUGAACUCCCCAGUGCCAGUUCCGAUGGAAAACACACGCUCGGUGCUAAAGAUGUUCCAAACACAAACCGCUUUGGAAAGUAAUUUAUUUCCAUGUCAUUUCAUUCUUCUCCACUGCAAUUUGAGCCCGAGAUUUGCGAUUUGGUCGCCACGAAGCGGAGCAAAUGCAAAUGAAAUGGCUUCGCCAGUUGUAGCAGCAGCUGCUGCUUGUUAUUCGAAUUCGCGAGAAAAGCGAUUUUCCGUUUUCCCGAGCUUACUGCAUACAUUUCCGAUUCCUUUGUCCACUGCAACAUUUUAAUCAUUGUCUCGGCUCGAUCGAUCGGCAAAAAAGCUCAUUUAUCAUUCAGCAAAGUUUUAAUCAGAAAUCGAAGUGCAACUUUCCAGAUGAAUUUGAAAAAAAAAAAACACACACACACACACACACACAAAAGUAAAGGAGCGCAAAGGAGUUUGGCGAACAAACAAGCAGCUGACGGCCACGGCGUGCGCCACGGAGCAACUCUGCUCUCCUGCGGCUCUUCCAUAACUCAUCGGAGUGUUUUUUUUUUCAUGAAGGAAAAACCGGCCCUCAACUUGAGGUUGUCGCCAUCGCAGUAGUAAUUAAUGAAUUUGUUUUCGCCUGCAGCACCCCACGUCCUGUCUCUAGCUACUAGUUCCUUCCGGCAAGAGUAGCUAAGCGCCUCUCUCAUCCUUGGGUUGGGUGCGGUUGGAAUGCUAGGAAUUAUAGAUCUCGGCUCGCACCGGGAAAAAAAGUGGUGCAAGAAAACACUUAGAAAUACACAAAGUACUUACGCUUAAUCAUUUUUUAAAACAUUUUUGUUCCCAUCCCGCCGGCAUCAGGCAAGCGAAAGAGAGCGAGGGGCUUAGCGAGAAAAAGGCUGGAGCAUAGUAUUUGCCAUUAACGCCAUGGGUGCGCGCGAGCGAGGGCCCUUGUUCAACGGGACACUUCAACGGACACCGGCAGGAGGGGUACUGAAGGACGGCCGAAGGACGGACGAGACGAGAAGAUGGCGAAUGGCGAAAUUUGUUCAAUCAACUUUAGUCAUUAGUUAUGAAUUAUUACACAAACAAUCGCCACUGCAGUGCGGAUUGGCACACGGAACACCACCACCGGUCCGGGUCCGCGCCAGUGAAGGAUGUCACGGCAUGGCAUGGCAUGGCGUAGGGAUGGGUCUUAUGGAUGGGAAGGUGUCCCUUUUCGAGUGCUGCGCGGUGUAGCGGAGACAAGAGGACGGAGGCAGCGAAAACGAACGCGCUCAAAUGGCGAAUUAAUGAGGCCCGGAGCUCAGCGAAGGAAGCAAAAAUCAACUUCUGCCAAGAGUCGCGGCGCUCCUUCCCGGAUCGAUGGUGGGUCCUCGAAAAGGACACACAGCAGCAACGGCAGCGCUGUGAUGGGGGAGAAAGCAACGUUCCCAGCAGCGAGCGAGCAAAUCUCUGCCGCAUCGAGCGAAUGGAAGGCAAUUAGUGAAGUGCCAUUGAUGAGUUUUCGGACAUUUGCGCGAUGCGGUGCAAGGUGCGGCUGAAUGAACGGAAAAACGACUUGCGAUGUUUGUUUGUGCAGC